Messenger RNA from Priapulus caudatus, 360 nucleotides. RefSeq names its product sorting nexin-30-like. The annotation marks the transcript as partial. Lineage: Eukaryota; Metazoa; Priapulida; Priapulimorpha; Priapulimorphida; Priapulidae. The record is from RefSeq and is a predicted model, not a curated record. Gene Ontology annotation, molecular function: phosphatidylinositol binding. The transcript has 2 exons.
AGCCCUUGCCUGGCAAGCAGACGAUGAAGCGGUUGGAACAUUUCACGAUAGAAUUCGUGCGGGUUCGCAUGUUCCAUCUCAACCAGUUCCUGAACAGGGUCGCCGAACAUCCGGUGUUGUCCUCGGACAAGAGCUACCAAAUAUUCCUCACUGCCAAAGCAUCGGAGUUUGCAAGUCACAAGAAGACUGGCUACGGCUUCAUCCACAAGGUCGGUGACUCGCUACACGGCAUUGCCGCCGGCGUCAUGAUGAAGGAGCGGCCGCAAGAGUUCGUCACCGUCGCCGACUACGUCGCCACCUUCACGGAGAAGCUCGGCAACGUCGACCGCAUCGCGCAGCGGAUACAGCGCGAGCAGCGAG